Plectropomus leopardus (leopard coralgrouper) is the source of this 5765-nucleotide messenger RNA. The record is from RefSeq and is a predicted model, not a curated record. Lineage: Eukaryota; Metazoa; Chordata; Actinopteri; Perciformes; Serranidae.
AUCGCCAACAAGGAGCAUAUCAUCUUCGGCAACAUGCAGGAUAUCUGCGACUUCCACAACAAUAUUUUCCUGAAGGAACUGGUGAACUAUGAGCAGCUACCAGAGGAUGUUGGUCACUGCUUCGUCACCUGGGCUGAUAAGUUCCACAUUUAUGUAGAUUACUGUAAGAACAAACCAGACUCCAGUCAGCUCAUACUGGAGCACGCUGGCACCUUCUUUGACGACAUUCAGCAGAGACGUGGACUGGCUAACUCCAUCUCCUCCUACCUCAUCAAACCAGUCCAGAGGAUCACUAAGUACCAACUACUGCUUAAGGAGUUACUGUCCUGUUGUGAGGAGGGUAAAGGAGAAAUUAAAGAUGGUUUGGAGGUGAUGCUCAGUGUUCCUAAGAGAGCCAAUGAUGCCAUGCAUCUCGCCAUGUUGGAGGGCUUUGAGGAGAACCUGGAGGUGCAGGGCGAGCUGAUCCUGCAGGACAGUUUCCAGGUUUGGGAUCCACGCUCGCUGAUCAGGAAGGGGAGGGACCGACACCUCUUCCUGUUCGAGUUCUCCCUGGUCUUCAGCAAGGAGAUCAAAGACUCAGCUGGUAGAACCAAGUACCAGUACAAGAACAAACUACUGACAUCAGAGUUGGGGGUGACCGAGCACAUUGAGGGCGACCCGUGUAAAUUUGCUCUGUGGGCAGGAAGAACUCCCUCCUCUGAUAAUAAAACGGUGCUAAAGGCGUCCAAUAUGGAAGCUAAACAGGAGUGGAUUAAAAACAUCAGGGAGGUGAUUCAGGAGAGGAUGACUCACCUGAAGGGGGCGCUCAAGGAGCCUCUUCACCUGCCAAAAACACCAGCACUGAGCAAACCCAGGAAUAACGCUAAGAGGGAGGGAGGUGAAGAUGGAGACAGUCAGGGAGACGGCAGCAGCCAACCAGAUACCAUCUCCAUCGCCUCCAGGACGUCCCAGAACACUGUAGACAGCGACAAGCUCUCUGGUGGAUGUGAGUUGACAGUCGUCCUCCAGGACUUCACAGCAGGAUGCAGCACGGAGAUGUCUGUCACCACCGGCCAGACGGUGGAGCUGUUGGAGCGGCCGAGCGAGCGGCCUGGUUGGUGUCUAGUCCGAACCACUGAACGCAGCCCCCCACAGGAGGGACUGGUUCCCAGCUCUACACUCUGCGUAUCCCACUCGCGCUCCAGUGUGGAAAUGGACUGCUUCUUCGGCUCGGGGAAAGAAAACUAUCCCGUUAGUGGCUCAGAUGGAAAGACCGAGUCCGUGGCGAACCUUCAGCCGCAGCCAUCCCUCAGCUCGCUGCAGUCCAGCUCUCCUGGUCCCAAACGCUCUGGAAACACUCUGAGGAAGUGGCUGACAAGUCCAGUCCGCCGCCUCAGCCACGGCAGCUCCAUUAAGAAACCUCCCAACAACAAACAGAAGAAGCCUGGACCAGAAAAAGAUGAGAGCAGGAAGAGUAUUGACCUUGGACAGCCUGACCCUGCCCUGCAGGGUGACAUCAAUGAGGGAUUCAUCAGUAAGGAAGGUAACCUCCUCUCUAAGCCGCCCUCCGGGAUGCAGAGCGGCGGGGAGGAGGAGCCUGACGAGGAUGCGCACACCCCUCUGCCUCCUCCCAUGGAGAUCAUCAAAGACCCUUCAGCUCAGGAUGAGCACAAGUCUUCUUCCUUGCUAACGUCUCUGCAGUCGUCCUCUGAGGUGCCCAGCGCUGCAGAGCUGGUUAGCGCCAUAGAAAAACUGGUUAAAACCAAGAUGACCCUGGAACCAGGAGUGUACCCCGGCUUCUCCUCCCUCUCUCCACCAGAGCAAACCACUCCUGUCCAGCCACGAAAUCCUGAACUGGAGCAAAGAGCCAAAGCUAUGAGAGGACGGAUGUUUGUCCUGAACGAGCUGAUUCAGACAGAGAAGGACUACGUCAAAGACCUGGGCAUCGUGGUGGAGGGCUUCAUGAAGAAGAUUGAGGAGAAGGGCGUCCCUGAUGACAUGAAAGGAAAAGACAAAAUUGUCUUCGGGAACAUACACCAGAUCUACGACUGGCAUAGAGACUUCUUUGUAGGAGAGCUGGAGAAAUGUCUGGAUGACCAUGAACACCUCCCUGAGCUCUUCAUCAAACAUGAAAGAAGACUGCACAUGUAUGUGGUUUAUUGUCAGAAUAAGCCGAAGUCUGAGUUCAUCGUUGCAGAAUAUGACACAUAUUUUGACACAAUCCAGCAGGACAUCCAGUCCAGGCUGACCAUCAGCGACUUUCUAAUCAAACCGAUCCAGAGAAUCACCAAAUAUCAACUGCUUCUAAAGGACUUCCUGAAGUACAGCUCAAAGGCAGGCAUGGACUGCGAUCAAAUUGAGAAAGCCGUGGAUUUGAUGUCUCAGGUCCCUAAACUUUGUAAUGACAUGAUGAAUUUGGGUCGGCUGCAAGGAUACGAGGGUAAACUCACCUGCCAGGGCAAACUGCUGCAGCAGGAAACCUUCUUUGUAACAGAGCAGGAUGCCGGCGUCCUGUCGCGCUCCAAAGAGCGACGAGUUUUCCUCUUUGAGCAGAUUGUCAUCUUCAGUGAGCUGCUGAGGAAAGGAUCGUCUACACCUGGAUAUCAGUUCAAGAAGAGCAUCAAGGUAUCCUACCUGGGUCUGGAGGACAGCGCCGAUAACGAUCCGUGUAAGUUCGUCUUGUCAUGUCGGGGCUCGUCGGAACGUUUCACUCUGCAGGCCGCCAACGUCGACAUCAAGCAGGUCUGGGUCCGACACAUCCAGGAUGUUCUGGAUGCUCAGAGCAACUUCCUGUCCGCUCUCCAGUCUCCCAUUGAGUACCAGAAGGAGAAGGGCGGAGCAGGCAGCAGCUCCUCACUCACCAGGAACCGCUCGUCUUGCGGGAACCGGCCCGGUAUGUCGUCUCACAGCCGUCCGUCCUCGGCUGUCGGGCUCGGCGAGAAGGAGACAGAGAGAGGGAGGACCCAGAUGAAAGUGUCUACCUCCAACGGUGGUUCGACAUGUUUUGACUCCAGGGACAUCGAAGGAGGCUGUAACGGCGUCUCCUCCACCAUGUUGGUCUCUCAGGACUACUCGGCGCUCAAAGAGAAUGAGAUCUGCGUCAGUCAGGGGGAGACAGUCCAGAUCCUGGCCACCAAUCAGCAGAACAUGUACCUUGUUUACCGGCCAGCCAACAGCCAAUCGCCUGCUGCGGAGGGCUGGGUGCCGGGACACAUCUUGGGCCCGCUCACAAAGUCCAUAAAAGACUCCUCUUCUACUUCAUCCUUCUCUGCGGCGGUGGCCGAUGCCAACAACAUCAAGAAGUCUUUGUCAUGGAACACACUGCGUGCCAGGAAGCGCGCUGAAGCCAAGGACGGCUCAUUGGUGGGGGUCCGAGGCCAGGAGAAUGGCCUCCUCCGUAAGCCCAAAGACUCCUCUUCCUCCUCCGUUCUGCUCCAGGACGUUCACACUUCAGAUGAGUCAGACUGUGAUGAUGACCUUGACCCAAAAACAGGCAUGGAGCUUCUUAACCCGAACUUCAUCCAGGAAGUGGCUCCAGAGUUCCUCAACCCUCUGUCAGACGUGGUGUGUGCGUUCGGAGAGACUGUGGUCCUCUGCUGUAAAGUCUGUGGACGACCCAAACCCACAGUCACCCUGAAGGGCCCCGACCAGAACCCAGUGACCAGCAACAGCCGCUUCACCAUAGAUAUCAGGGAUACAGGUGACAUCUUGUUGAAGAUCUGUAAUCUGAUGCCUCAGGACACUGGCAUCUACACCUGCGUUGCCGUGAACGACCACGGGUCUGCUUCCUCCUCCGCCUCCAUUAAAGUGCAAGGUAUCCCAGCAGCCCCUGGGAGACCGGUGGCCCAGGAGGCCAGCAGCACAGCGGUGAUGAUCCACUGGCCUCCUCCGGCUUCAUCUGCUCACUGUGCCGUCAGCAGCUACACUGUGGAGUACAGACAGGAAGACUCGUUGCUAUGGCAACAGGUGGCCAGCAGCAGAGAGGAGUGUGUUCAGAUCGACGCUCUGAUCCCCGGAGGUCACUAUCAGUUCAGAGUGCGAGCCUCCAACCGCUGGGGGCUCGGCCCGCCAUCGGAGCCCUCAAAUAUGGUCACACUGCCCAGCAGCAACUCUGGCUAUGAUGGAACAGGCAUCCAGUGGAAAGAAAACUUUGAGUCGACUUUCUCUGAGAUCUGUGAGAUUGGAAGGGGACGAUUCUCAGUGGUGAGAAAAUGUCUCAACAAGUCCACAAAGAAAGAGGUUGCGGUUAAGUUUGUGAGUAAGAAGAUGCAGAAGAAGGAGCAGGUGGCUCAUGAGGCGGACGUGCUCCGACACGUACAGCAUCACCAGCUGGUGGCGUUGUUGGACACAUACGAGUCUCCAACCUCUCUGAUGCUGAUCCUGGAGCUGCUGGAAGAUGGUCGUUUACUCGAUUACCUUGUCGCCCACGAUGAGUUGAUGGAGGAGAAGGUGGCGUUCUUCAUCAGAGAGACACUCGAGGCCCUGCAGCACCUUCACACCUGCAGAGUAGCACACCUGGAUCUGAAGCCUGAGAACAUCAUGGUGGACCUCCACACCCCGACUCCGGGCAUUAAGCUCAUCGACCUCGGCGAUGCUGUCCAGCUGUCCGCCCACCGCCGCUACGUCCACCUCCUACUCGGAAACCCAGAGUUCGCUGCACCUGAGCUCAUCCGUGGGACUCCGGUCUCUGUCGCUACAGACGUGUGGAGCAUCGGCGUUCUGGCCUACGUGAUGCUCAGCGGCGUCUCCCCAUUUCUGGAUGAAUCCCCAGAAGAAACCUGCGUCAAUAUCUGCCGCCUGGACUUCUGCUUCCCGGAUGAGUACUUCCGCGAUGUGAGCCAGGCUGCAAGGGACUUUGUGUCCUCGGUGCUGCAGCAGGAUCCCAGGAAGAGGCCGAGCGCUACUUCCUGUCUGCAGCACCCGUGGGUGGGCCGCGGGGGUGCACACGGCGGGGAGUACUCCAAGACGCCCCUGGACACGACGCGGUUGGCCACAUUCAUUGACCGAAGGAGACAGCUGCAUGACGUUCGGCCCAUCACCAAUAUCAAAGGGCUGGUGAGCAGCAGCAUGGGCAACACACUGUGACGGAGACGAGCUCUGAGUGUCGAUAACAACGUGAACACCAGGGUACCACGAUAACAUUACAGUACACUUUAAGCAUUUAAUUCUCCUUAGUAUUUAUUAAUGUGUGAGUGAUAGAGGUGCCUGAAUCCUUCCAGUGGUGCCAGAUUUACUUCCUGCUAACAGGACCUCUCUGUCACCACCAGACCAAACUUCUAAGCAGAAAAAUUAUUUGAAAUUUAUUGCUGUAUGAUAUUUAAGUACUGACUAACACUUCAUGUGAUCUUUGUUCACCGAGUAUCAACCAUUACAUAUGAAGCAGGUCCCAUAAACUGCCUAAAACACCCCAAAAGAACCCAAAGACAUUACCUCAAAGUUGAAAAAAAAUGAGCAUUUAGGAAACACACUGUGAGCCGGCGUAAUGACAACAUGUUAGUUUAUAUUUGUAGUGUUUAUUUUUCCAGGGAUAGAUGAUAUAUUGGAGGCGAGAGCCCGUCAGGAGCUAAUCUAAUCUAGGAUCUUUGUUCAGGAUCACUGAGUCCUGCAGGACUCGCUGUGAGGCAUUUUACCACCGUGGCUAAGCUACCAUGCCUCAGAUAAUAUAACUAAAUAUUUUUAAAACGCUUUUUGAUUUUCUACAGUGAUGUUUUGCUUGACCAGUGAGUAGGCGGGUUUCCAUUACGGAUUUGCUCAAAACAUAAGCUUUUUUUUAAAAAAAUGUCACU